Macadamia integrifolia is the source of this 1644-nucleotide messenger RNA. Its product is annotated as probable RNA helicase SDE3. Bases 160 to 1200 code for a protein of 346 amino acids. The transcript is spliced from 2 exons. NCBI's taxonomy places the organism in Eukaryota, Viridiplantae, Streptophyta, Magnoliopsida, Proteales, Proteaceae. The record is from RefSeq and is a predicted model, not a curated record.
AUUAUUUCUAUUUUUUUUACUCUGAUUUUUCCUUCAUUGGAUCAGAAGUGGUGCAAUUUCUGUUUAUCCAAUGUCAACUUGGAGUUGCACAAAGCGGCCAUCUAUAAGAAGUCAAACAAGAGCAAAAAUUUGGAUGAAAGUGAUGAACAUGAAGACAAAAUGAUGGUAGCCUUUCAGAUUGAUUUGAUUCCUGAGAAGCGGCCUUUCCUUUUAUCUAGAGACUUUGUCUUUGUACGGCCUUCAGGCAAGAAUGUUGAGCCAUUCCAGGGGAUUCUUUACCGAGUGGUGAAGAGCACACUUGUUUUGGCUGAGUUCGGAUACGAUUUUUAUGCUCAACAUGCAGAAAAUUGCAAAUAUGACAUUAGCUUCUCAUUCAAUAGAGUCUGUUUAAAGCGGAGCCAUCAAGCAGUUACGGCUGCAAUGGGCUCUUUGUUCCAGAGCUUCCUAUUUCCUGAUCAGAUAGAAAGAAUCAACAACACUGCAUUGUCUUCGUCUUUCUCUUCUCAUCUAAAUCUUGGUCGGGACCAGACCAUGGCUACCACACUGAUAACAAGGCUCACAGGUCCACCACCUUUUCUCAUUGAAGGGCCAGUCUGUGUUUCUGCAGGACGAUUAUCAAAAACUGGGUUGGUCAUUCGAGAUGCAGUCCUUAAGAUAUACAGAACCUCUCCACGCUGUCGAAUACUGAUAAAUGCACCAACAAACAGCACAUGUGACCUGUUUCUAAGAAGCUUGACGGAUGUAAUUCCAGAGUCAGAAAUGUUUAGAGCAAAUGCUGCCUUCCGAGAGCUUGAUGGUGUACCCUAUGACAUCCUUCCUUCAUGUGAAUACAAAGGUGAAUGCUUCACUUGUCCUUCACUUACGGAGCUUUCAAACUUUAAGGUGAUCCUGUCAACUUUUGUAAGUAGCUUUCGGAUCCACAGUGAAGGCAUACAACCUGGCCAUUUCAGUCAUAUUUUUCUGUUAGAUGCUUCUUCAGCUACUGAACCAGAGACUAUGGUGACUCUUGCUUUUCUUGCUGAUGAGAAGACAUCAGUUGUGGUCACUGGUGCUCUUGGGAACUCCUCGGGUUGGGUGCGCUCUGAUAUUGCUCGUAGGUAUGGAUUGAAGAAAUCAUAUUUUCAGAGACUUUUGGAGAGCAAGCCAUACAAUAACCUUGAUGGUAUGUUUGUUAUGCAUCUUGCGGACAACUAUCCAUAAGAUUCUGUUUAAUGUCAGCUUGUUAUAUUUUGGAUGUCACUCAUUUGAAAUGUUUAUAUGAGCCUUGAGUUUAACAUGGAUGACUCUCAACAAGGACCAAUCAGGAUAUCUUGAAGAUGUGGUUUUACUUGGGGUAGUCCUGGUGUUUUGCAUGGUUUGGUCUAGUAUUUAAAAGGGACAUGUUUCUCCUACAGUUACUUCAGUGUGGAUAUCUUUCUUUUCUGUUCAUAAUGAAUACUGAAAUGGAACUUAUGGAUAUUUGGCCUUUUCUAAUUAUUACCUUAUGUGACAUGUUUGUUAAUAACUAUCUAUAGUCGUGCCUCGUAUACUACUGCAAAGCAAAAUAUUUCCUAUCAAAAUGUAAUUUCUCAUCCUGUAUGGUACUCAAAUACAUAUUGUUCAUUUUCUUAUAAAUGCUUGUGUGGAUUAUUAUUGUUAGUUGAA